This is a messenger RNA of Heterobasidion irregulare TC 32-1, 384 nucleotides long. RefSeq lists its product as uncharacterized. The transcript is spliced from 2 exons. Bases 1 to 384 code for a protein of 127 amino acids. Lineage: Eukaryota; Fungi; Basidiomycota; Agaricomycetes; Russulales; Bondarzewiaceae. The record is from RefSeq and is a predicted model, not a curated record.
AUGGGCAUAGACGAUGAGAACGUCGUGAUGGAUGCAGCUUCCCUGAGCAGGACGAACGUCAUGAAGCGACGUUCCGCCGUUGACGCCGCGUCGGGUCGUCCGUUCAGCCCACGCAACCCUGCCACACAGCGCCCUCGCGCUCAUCCCCUCGACGGUUCACAUCCACCCCUUCCUCGUGCUGCGUCGCCGCCAAAACCCAGCGCACGCUCACCCCUAUGCACGCUCGCGCCCAGAAUCCUCGUGCUCGUGCUCUCUGCUGUCGAUGUUCCCGCUGUCGAAGUCACCAUCUUCAACGGUGUCGACGCCAACCCCUUCGACAUCACUAGUAGUAUUACCGACACUUUUGAGUCCACCGAUAUCCGAAACUACUGUGUUGCCAAUUAA